This is a messenger RNA of Microcebus murinus (gray mouse lemur), 1119 nucleotides long. Lineage: Eukaryota; Metazoa; Chordata; Mammalia; Primates; Cheirogaleidae. The record is from RefSeq and is a predicted model, not a curated record.
AUGGAGGUUCAAAAUAUUGAAAGAAUUACAAAGGAGGGGGAGCUUGGGGGCUUAGUCGAUCAUUACAUCCAGAGGGAGGUAUGGGACACGGGAGCCAAAUACCGAGAGGGACGACGGCCUCGCGCUGUCAAGGUAUAUACAAUCAAUUUGGAAUCGCGGUACUUAUUAAUACAAGGAGUUCCUGCAGUGGGAGCCAUGAAAGAAUUAGUUGAGCAAUUUGCUCUAUAUGGUGCAAUUGAACAAUAUAAUGCUCUAGAUGAAUACCCAGCAGGAGACUUUACUGAAGUUUAUCUUAUUAAGUUUAUGAACUUAAGAAGUGCAAGGACAGCCGAGAGAAAAAUGGAUGAACAGAGUUUCUUUGGAGGAUUGCUUCAUGUGUGCUAUGCUCCAGAAUUUGAAACAAUUGAGGAAACUAGAAAAAAACUAGAUGAAAGAAAGGUAUACAUGGCAAGAACUACUCAAAAUAAAGACCAUUACAUGACAAAGAAGAAACUGGUUGCAGAGCAAAAAGACACAAAAGAUUUUAGACAAGACUUCCACUCAGAGAUGUCUGGAUUUUGUGCAGCUGCUAUGAAUGCUUCUACAGGGAACUCAAAUCCUGGUCUUCCUUAUUCUUGUGAAUUGCCUUUAUGUUAUUUCUCCUCAAAAUGUACGUUUUCAUCCAGGGAGCAUGUGGACAGAGCAUCAAACUCCUCUAAGGAUGGUGGAAACCAUGAUCAAACGAGCAGUUACCAUAGUGACUCCUUGCAGAAAAUACAGGUGAACACUUUUAAAAACUCAGUGACCUACUCUGGCACACAAAAAUCUAUUACUCCUUCAGAGGCGGCUGACAGAUUUAUGCCUAGGACAACACAACUGCAGGAGCAGAAAAGAAGAAGAGAAGAUGAUCGUAAACUUGGAACUUUUCUUGAACCAAGCACGAGUAGUAAUGAGGUUAUGAUUGGGCCUCUAUUACCAGACAUACCUAAAGUGGAUCUGCAUGAUGACUCAUUGAAUACAACAGCGAAUUUAAUUUGGAAUAAACUUAAAAAGGUAAUUUCAUGUGCGCCAAAGGCUCCAGAGGACAAGCUGAAAGGUGUGCAUACGAGUCCUCCAUUUAAACACAGAAGAAGAAUAUAG